GUGGAUGAAAUGGAUGUAGACGAGGCAGGUUCUUUUAACGAUUCUAGUACGAGAGAGUCAACCAGAAGACUGAUUCCGGUAAUAGAACCAUUAAGUUUACUUAGUAGAAGAAGAUCUGAUUACAGUAAAGAUAGAGCAACAAAAGUACGUGAGGAUUCAUCAUCAAAAUCAACAAGCGAAAAGAUGUCAAAAUUAAAAGAAAAACUCAACGAUAAUUUUUAUACCAAGGAAAGAGACCGCAAAGAGAAAUCUAAAUCGGCGGCUGACAGUUUCUCAGCGAGUGAUACAAAAUCUGGACCAUCAAUUUCUAAGGAUGAAAAAAAGAAAAUAAUCGAGCAGAGAAAGAUGAAAUUGAAAGAGAUUGUUGCGGAAGAGAAAAAGUUGACCGCCGAAAGUGAUCAUUUUUUCAUCAAAAUCUGAAUUAUUACCGCCG
Wasmannia auropunctata (little fire ant) is the source of this 433-nucleotide messenger RNA. RefSeq lists its product as uncharacterized. NCBI's taxonomy places the organism in Eukaryota, Metazoa, Arthropoda, Insecta, Hymenoptera, Formicidae. The coding region runs from base 10 to 420 and encodes 136 amino acids. The transcript has 2 exons. The record is from RefSeq and is a predicted model, not a curated record.